AGGCGGUGCCACGACUACGAUGCUUCGUGACGAUGAACUUGAAAUUAAGGAUUUAUCUUGUACAGCGAGGAGCUUGCAUGACGAGGACAAACUUGCAGAAGCUGAAUCAAGUUACCGUCGAUUGCUGGAGCUAUACAAGAGAACGAAGCAUCAACCUAGAGAUGAAGCAGAUGCACUUCUUGGGUUGGUGGAUUGUCUGUAUCGACAACACAAAAUGAAUGAAGUCGACGUGUUUACGGAGCAGUGUUUGUCGUUUCUACAAGAUAUUACACCUCAAGAUGAGAAGUUGCUGCCACAGCUGUACAACGCGUUACACAACAGGGGAGCGUGUCUAUACGAGCAGGGCAAGUAUGAAAGAGCAUCAGGAUAUCUAAGAGAGUCAAUCAACAUCCAGCGUAGUUUGCCCUCUGUGAACAAAGAAAGUAUAGCAGAAACUUGUUUCUGUCUGUCACGCUGUCUUUUGUCUCAAUUUUUAACAAAAGAAGCAGAAGAUGUGACAAGAGAAGCGUAUGCUUUAUCAUCUAGCAUAGAUAGUAAAGCAGCAGAAGCUGCCACUCUAUUGGCUUAUACGGUUCAACUAAAUGAAGGAUCAGAUGACGAAGUGAAACAACUGUUACAACAGGCUGAGGGAUCGACUUCUAUGGUAAAUAGAAUGGAAGGCAAAGCAUAUGUGUUGAGUGAAAUGGCGGAAUUAUUGAUGCUCAGAAAGGAACACGUUCGCGCCAUUGAGGCACUGAAGGAAGCGGCAUCACUACAACGACGUUUGUUGCCGACAAACCAUCACCAUACUGCCUUGACUCUUUGUCGUAUGGCUGAAUGUCUAGUGAAACUAGACAAACAAAUGGAUGCUUUGUUAUUGUUCCAUGAGUCAUCGGAACUCAUCAGUAAAAUAAUGGGCGAUGGGCAUCCAAUAAGAGGAAGAUGUUUGUUUGGUGUCGGCCAGAUCCUUGUAAGUCAGCAAAAGUGCCAAGAAGCAGAGAGCAUUCUGAAGGAAAGUGUCAAUAUUUUGUGUCAUACUAUAUCGCUACAUCCCACAACAAAUGCAGCAAUUCGAGAUCUGAACUAUUGCUUACAAAUGCUGAAGAAAGAUCGAGAUGCAAUUAAAGCAUUGCAACAACAUCAACAAGUUGAUUUUUCUGAGCAAAGCGAACAUGACGCAAGUGCAUUUCAAGCUGAUGAUUUGCACAGAGAGAUGGGGCAGCUGAGAGAAAGCAAUCAAGCCAUCGAAGCAGAGAAAUCUGCUUUACAGCAGCAGUUGAGAGAUGAGGAGGUUGCAACUCGUGUCGUCACCGAUGAGAGUGAACAUCGAGGAGGACAAUUAGGGAGAUUACGGCAACUCGCACGGCAACGUGAUGAAGACAGGAAACAACUCCAAGCAGCAAUUUGUGAGCAGGAACGUCUUACAGCACAGAAACAGAAAGAAGCAACUCGACUGCAGCAGCAGAUUGCUAGAGUGAGAAGUCAGUUGGAUGACAAGGAGAGACAACUGCAACGACGGGCAGAAAAAAUCAGUGGCAUGAGAGUCACGAUGAAUGACAUGAAUGACACAAUAGAAGAACAGAGAAGGCAGAUCAACAGUUUGAGGCAGGAGUCCCAAGAGUUGGACACAGCUAAUGAACAUCUGACAAGAGACUUGCAGCGAUCUUACGAAGAGCUACGAGCCCUAAUCAUGGGAGACUUUGCAAGAGACGAUAACUCGAAUUCUUGAAAUGGUGCGUGUUGACUGAUGUGGCGUAUGACUCCUAACUGUGCAACAAGGUGUCUCUGACAGACAGGUUUAUAAAUGUUUUAAAUUGAGUGGUGAAUUAGUAGCUGUAGUAGCAAGCUGCUUGCAUGUUUAAUUUACUUGUAACGGUGUAGUUACAAGUACUUGUAGACUUGCAAAAUGAUGUGUUAGCAAAGGUUCAUGCUUAUGUCACCUGGAACUGCAGGAAUUCUAUUAACAUUC
Messenger RNA from Corticium candelabrum, 1948 nucleotides. Its product is annotated as interaptin-like. The coding region runs from base 20 to 1708 and encodes 562 amino acids. The record is from RefSeq and is a predicted model, not a curated record. The transcript is spliced from 12 exons. NCBI's taxonomy places the organism in Eukaryota, Metazoa, Porifera, Homoscleromorpha, Homosclerophorida, Plakinidae. Gene Ontology annotation, molecular function: protein binding.